AUCUCCGGUCUGUUAUUUAAACUCCUCCCCAAAGACUUUGGGCAACAGCGGCAGCGAUCCAACCGAUUCCAUGUCAGCACUUACAGAAAGCAUAGCACAGGAAGGCAGGAAGUCAAACUUGUUGCAGUUGCCACUGCGAUUACUACUUUCAAACAUAAACGCCACAAGUACAUUUGGAAAUAUAGGGAUUCUUACUUUCUCCUUCAUAUUGCCAGCUGGUCUUUAGCGAUGGACAAGCUUCGUCGUGUUUUAAGCGGUCAAGAGGACAACGAAGAGUUGGGUCUCACAGACCAGGUCCUUGAUGCCAGCACUCUCAGCUACAGCACCAGGGUGAAAUGGUUCGUCAUAUGCUUUGCAGGGGGCAUCCUGUGUUCGAUACUUGGUUCAGCACUGCUUUUCCUUCCAAAUGGAAUGAAGCUUUUUGCCGUCUUCUACACGUUAGGGAACAUCGCUGCUCUUUCCAGCACCUGCUUCCUAAUGGGACCACUAAAUCAGCUGAAGCGCAUGUUCGAUCCAAAAAGACUGAUAGCCACCAUUGUCAUGCUGCUCUGCCUCGUCUUAACUCUUUGUGCAGUGUUUUGGUGGCAUAAAAGGGGGCUGGCUAUCAUCUUCUGUAUCAUGCAGUUUUUGGCAAUGACAUGGUAUAGCAUCUCUUACAUUCCAUUUGCCAGGGAUGCUGUGAUGAAGGUCUUCACUACCUGUGUGAGUUAGGACCCCACGGCUGUGAAGACUUGUCCUAAUAUGCAAACUGUAAGAGCAGUGACUGUAAAAUAUACAUCCAUGUUGUUUAUACAUUAUAUCUCCAGAUUUUUACUAUGGCUUGUUUCAUACUGUGAAUUCUUGCUUUUUUUCAAGUUUAGCUUAAGGUCUGUAACUAUAUUCCCAUUAUAACCCCUUUUUUCUUUUGAUGUCAGAAUGCCUUUUCAAUUCUUAAUAUAUUUAAGAUUUCCCUAUGUUUCAUAAGAAUUUUAAACUAAAUGAGUACAGGUAAAUUAUUAUGAAUUUACAAAGUCCUUUACAUUAUUAUAGAUAUAACCUGUAAAUAUUUCUGACAUAUUUACAUUUUGAACUGUAGAUUUUGAAACGAUCUUCUUACCUCUUGUACACAAACGGAAGCGAUCUGUUUUCUUUGCAAGGCUCUGAUGUGUAAAGAGGCUGUCGGAUGCUCUUCCAUGUUUAUAUAUGAUUAUUUUCCCUUAGGCCAUUGAGGCAUUGCUUCACUGAUGAUGCACUGGGAUAUAUGAUAUCCAGAGAUUAAAAGCGCAGCUCCUGUCUA
This is a messenger RNA of Notothenia coriiceps (black rockcod), 1276 nucleotides long. RefSeq names its product SFT2 domain containing 1 (gene sft2d1). Lineage: Eukaryota; Metazoa; Chordata; Actinopteri; Perciformes; Nototheniidae. The record is from RefSeq and is a predicted model, not a curated record. The transcript is spliced from 8 exons. Gene Ontology annotation, cellular component: membrane. Bases 229 to 711 code for a protein of 160 amino acids. Gene Ontology annotation, biological process: vesicle-mediated transport.